Aspergillus pseudotamarii is the source of this 1943-nucleotide messenger RNA. RefSeq names its product type 2C protein phosphatase PTC7 (gene ppmA). The transcript has a single exon. The record is from RefSeq and is a predicted model, not a curated record. Lineage: Eukaryota; Fungi; Ascomycota; Eurotiomycetes; Eurotiales; Aspergillaceae. The coding region runs from base 295 to 1587 and encodes 430 amino acids.
GCCGAAUCCCAGCGUUCAAACCCCCCUCGCGAGAGAUCAAACACGACCGUGAUUCUCGUCCGUCCGCUAUAUAUAUACCGAUCGCUGUCUCUGGAUUCAUUACUUGGCUCAGCGGGAGGGUCUGUUCGCUCUCCUUUCACGGCACGACAGGCCCUCUACGAGCCUAGACUGUGCGAGGGGACAUUCUGUUGUAUGUUCCCAACGGACGGGUCAAAGGAAAACUCCCUAUCGCUCUUUUGCGAGGGUUUGAAUCGCGUUACUUAGCGUCCUUCGGCGACAAUCUGGUCACUGCCGAUGAUCCCUCUGGUUUUUCUCCGUAGAGCCUGCAGUCCAACCUGCAGUAGCCUACAACCCGUCACGAGAAAUAGGCUCUUGGCCUCGUUCUCGACCAGCACGCCAUGGCCCCGAUCCUCUCCGACAUCAUCCUCAUCUCCUCCGCCCCGACGAUCCUUCCACUCCACGCAGUCGCUUGACUCCAAAUCCCCACGCAUCUCAUACCGCGUUGCCGCUUCAUCAUCCGGCAAAGGCCGUCGUUUCCAUCCCGCCAAGAACACGUCCGACUUUGAUCCCCACCGUCACCAUGCUAUAGGGGUGGCCACAGAUGUGAAGAGUCCGGCCAUCCGGCGUCAGCGGAGACCCGAUAGUGGAGAGGACGCAUUCUUCGUGAGCAGGGUCGGCGAACACGACAACGGCGCGGUCGCCUUUGCCGUCGCAGACGGGGUAGGAGGCUGGGCGGAGUCUCGAGUCGAUCCCGCGGACUUCUCACAUGCGCUGUGUGGGUAUAUGGCGCAAUCCGCCCUUGACUGGGAUGCUCCGGCGGAACAAUUGCGUGCAAAGGGCCUCCUUCAAGCCGGCUACGAUCAAGUUGUUGCUGAUGAAUCGAUUCGCGCCGGCGGCUGCACCGCCUCGGUGGGUGUCGGGUUGGCCGAUGGACGGGUUGAACUGGCAAAUCUAGGUGAUUCAGGCUCAGUCCUUCUCCGUCUUGCUGCCGUACAUCACUACUCGGUCCCGCAAACGCACGGCUUCAACACGCCCUACCAGCUGAGUAUUAUCCCUCCGCGGAUGCGCACGCAAGCGUCUAUCUUCGGUGGCGCGUUCCUCGAAGACUUCCCGCGCGACGCGGCCGUCACCAACCUCCACAUGCAGCAUGGCGACGUACUCCUCCUUGCAACAGACGGCGUCUUUGACAACCUCAAUAACCAGGACAUCCUCAAGCUCAUAACCAGCCGGAUGGUUCUGACAGGCGCCUGGACCGCCACACCCGACGUUGGAAUCAAACCCUCUGCUGAUCUCGACCAACUGACUGGUCCUGAGGGCCUUGCCUCCCUCAUCCCAUCAUCAUCCACCCAAACUUCCCAACACCACCGCUCUACAAACAAGAGCCACCUAUACAGCCUUCCAUCGCUCCUCGCCGCCACCAUUGCCGGUGAAGCCAAGUUGGCCAGCGUGGAUAUGCGCCGCGACGGACCCUUUGCCAAAGAAGCUCAACGAUAUUACCCCGGCGACUGGUACCGUGGCGGGAAGGUGGAUGAUAUUGCUGUCUUAGCUGUGGUGGCUGUGGAAGAGGGCUACGUUCCAUCACCGUGAAUUGUAGUUUCUAUUCAAUUUCAGUCAGAGACAAGCCGCCGUAUCGCGAGCGGACCAGGUCUUCCCCGAAGCAGUUACGCGCACCUUUGAUUUAGACAACGGCUGAUUGGAAUUCAAUCAAAUUGGCGUUUUCAUUAAGGAUGAUGACUUUGUACGGUUUUGUAUUUUUCGGUUUUGCCCUCGAGGGUGGGCACAUAUCCUCAUCUAUACAUAUUCAUGUAUACAUUUAUCUGUAUUUUUUUUUCCCACACGCAUUUGGGACUGGGACGGUCGGGAGUUUCAACUGGUAUAUUGACACUGAUAUAGAACAUUAGAGUCGCACAUCAGCGUACCAUUAAUAACUACUUAAAGAGAUA